Striga hermonthica is the source of this 2418-nucleotide messenger RNA. The record is from the annotation of a GenBank genome assembly. Lineage: Eukaryota; Viridiplantae; Streptophyta; Magnoliopsida; Lamiales; Orobanchaceae.
AUGGAUGCCACCUUACAACCCAUCAUGGGUUCGGUAUCCCGGCGAACCAGACGCCAGUGGGACGCCUUUUACAGAAGCCUCGAAAUCAACACAAAGAAGCCUCGUCGCAGUCGAGAUAAGUUCUUAAAGGAGAAGGAGGAGGAGCCUUCCUCUAUCAAGAAAUCGGAUUCCACUGAUGAUGAUGACGACGACGACUAUAAACGGAACAAAAACCGUAAUUACAGAGUUCAUGUGGCGAAGAACAAUAAGAAGGGUUCAAAAAGAAGAAAAGUAGUGGUGGCCAGGACACAGUUUGUAAUUGAUGAGGAACUGGACUUGAUUAGCAAUUUAGUGGAUGAUUCAAGAUUCAAAGAAAAAUAUAUCCAUACUCGUGUAACUGUUGAUGAUAAUGCAACUAGCACUCUGCCAUUGAAGUUCAAAUUUGAGGAUGAACAGAAGCAGCAAGACUCCUCUUUGGCAGACUGGGAAAAGGAAAUCAAGUCUCUCUUUCUUGAUCUGGAACUGGGCCUCUGGGAAUCUGAAAUUGGACGCUUAAGGAGUGAUGAUGGAAGCAUCAAAGAUGUAGACGAAAGUCCUCCAGCAGGCUGUUGCCGUUGUGCUCACGAUAGUGUCUUGGACGAACAGAUUGGGAUCGUAUACAACUUCACCGAUACCCAGGUUGAGGGCUCGGCUAAUUGCGCCACUACUACUACUCUCGAGUCUAGUGUUCAUUCUGGAGGUGGCGGCACAGUCUUGGACCUCAUCCCUGUGGAUGUCCACAAGAAAAUGUAUCCUCACCAAUUGGAAGGCUUGGAGUUCCUGUGGAGGAACAUAGUUGGGGACAUCCGAAUGGACAAGCUGGAGGAGAGGCUUCCGGCCAAGGGGGGCAGGGGCUGCAUAAUCUCACAUGCUCCCGGCACCGGAAAAACCCGUCUCACCAUAGUCUUCCUGCAGACAUUCAUGCGCCUCUACCCGACUUGCCUCCCUGUCAUCAUAGCUCCCCUCUCCAUGCUCAAUACUUGGGAACGGGAGCUCAAGAAAUGGAACGUCGAUGACAUCAAAUUCCACAUUCUCAACAGAAACAAGCUCUCCCCACAGGAAUCUUCUUCUGCUGUUUCUAAUAACCUACUCCCCGAGAAUCAUAAAGACUACACCCGACUGGUAAAGCUGCGUUUGUGGAUGAUGGGUGGGGGUAUUCUUGGGGUUAGCUACCGUUUAUUCGAGAAGUUGGCUGGAGAACAUUACAGUAACAACAAUUACAAUGAAGAGGUGAAGAAAAUACUGCUCGAGUUACCGGGUCUGUUGGUGAUGGACGAAGGGCACACGGCAAGGAGCGAACAGAGCCUGAUGUGGAACACUCUAAGAAAGGUGAAAACAAAGAGGCGUGUGAUGUUAUCCGGAACCCCAUUCCAGAACAACUUUAAUGAGCUUUACAACACCUUCUGUUUGGUCAAUCCCAAUUUUGUCAGUAGGAAGCGCAAGUUGUUGGUCAACGAUUGGUUGGAUUCGGAUGAUCUGAAGAAGCUGCGAUUGGAAAUGGAGCCUUUUGUCCACACGUACCAAGGCAGCAUACUCGAGAAGAAUCUCCCCGGGUUGAAGGACUGCCUCAUCCUACUAAAACCGACCGACCUGCAGAAGGAGCUACUUGGGGACAUAUCUCCAUCUGAGAAGUAUCUCGUCCAGGUUCACCUGACAUCCAUCAUCUCGGUCCACCCGUCGCUGGUUUCUGGAAGAAAAGAAUUCUCGAAUCACAAGAGGAGGAUGCCGGAGGGGCUCGAAUCCGACCCGGAUGCUGGUGUGAAGGCUCGUUUUCUGAUUAAGCUGAUCCAGCUGUCGGCUGGGCUGGGCGAGAAGGUUCUGGUUUUCAGCGAGUUCAUUCCCCCGCUUCGCCACAUCAUGAGCCUUGUGACACGUCAUUUAUCCUGGGCCGAGGGGCGGGAGGUAAUGUACUUGGACGGGGAUAUAAAGAUGAACGAGCGGCAGAGGCUGAUUGACUCGUUCAACGACGAGAGAGGAAGGGCUAAGGUGAUGUUGGCUUCGAGGGGAGCGUGCUCGGAAGGAAUAAACCUGGUGGGGGCUUCGAGGGUGGUGCUGCUCGAUGUAGUGUGGAACCCAUCGGUGGAGAGGCAGGCAAUAUGCCGAGCCUACAGGCUAGGCCAAGAGAAGGUGGUUCAUGUGUACCGCCUGCUGAUUCAGGAGGAGGUGAACAAAUACGCGAGGCAGCUGGAGAAAGACCGAGUGUCUGAGCUUUUGUUUAGUGCGCCCAAAACGUCAAGAAACACAAAUGAGGCCGCUUUUGUUGAGGAAGAUAAAGUGCUGGGGGCCAUGAUUAGGCACAAGAGUCUUGGCAGUAUAUUCCACAGGAUUAUUCCGCAGCCUAAGGAUUCGGAUUUCACUCUUACUUUACUCCAAUCUUUAACCAACUCUGCUAGCUCAUGA